AUGCCAUUUAAUAAUCAAAAAUUUAACAACUGGUUAAAAUAUCGAGAAAUAACUUUGAACUCUCACCAUGGUACAUGCUUCGAUACUGAGAAGUUUUUAAAAAGCAAUGGUAACACACAGAAUUAUGAAGAAGAACAAUCAUUUGAUAAAUUUGACCCAAUAACUCCUAAUAAUUCAACUUUAAAAUUCCCACCUCGUAUUGAACAGUCUAUCAACAAUUAUUUAGAGAAACUAAACGAACUUGCAAUCACCGAAGAAGAAGUACUGAAUGAUCUUGGUGAACCUUUGAUCCAAUCAAUAAGAGAGACACAAGGUAAUUUGGAGCCUGCAUGGUCAUCUACCAAAAUAUGCAAUCCAGCAGAAUUAUUGCUCCCUAAUGAUCACAGAUUGUUUGUUACAACUAAAGGACCAGAAUACAGUCUACAGUACCCAUAUGAAAAAAAGGAAGAUAUUUCUUUCAAAAAUCAAUUAAUGUGUAACUAUGGUAAAUAUGUUUUCAUCGUUGAACGUGGAUCCAUCAAUGUUUACGAACAAAGAAACCUUCGUGACCCAGUGAUAGAUUUCAAUUAUAUAAAUGCUAAACUAUUAAAAAAUCAGUAUUACCUCUACAACAUGACUAAUAGAGAUUACAAAGAUGUAGACGACCCUUAUGUAGAUGAAAGCGAGUUAGGUGCAAAUUAUAUGUGCAUAAAAAAGUUAUUUGAUAGAGAUGUACUUAUUGUCUGUUUAAUGUAUGGUUUAGUGGUUUUUUAUGAUCUUGAAUCGAUUACAAACGAUGUGAGAAGAUAUGAGAAAAAACACGUAUGGGAUAAUAAUUUUGAUAAAACAGUACCAUGGUCUCCAGUAGUGUCUUUGAAAGUACCUGAAAGUUGCUGGAGUAUUGACAUUAUUAAUAUCAAUAACGUAGCAUUCAUUGCAGCUGGUCAUAAUCUACCAGGUGUUUCUUUGUUUGCAAUCAAAAAGGAAAAGAACAACUAUUCAUAUAAUAAUAGAUAUAGGGAAUAUGAUUUUUCAGAUACAUUAUCAAAUCUACAGAAACAUUACUGUGACAAUGAAGGAUUACACAAGAUAGAUCGGAAAGAUUCCAGACUUUCUUCAUUUACAACUGGUGUACCCACAUGUUCAACUAAUAAUUAUAACACUAUUUCAAGAGAAUUGUUCUCAGAGCAUAAUGUGCCCUCUGUUACUUUUAUUACUCCUGACCAAUCAAUUACAAAAAAUAUUACUUUAGUUUAUGGUUCUAUAUUUGGCAACAUCACAACCGUUGACAUUGACACUGAUAUAUCAUCUGGUAUCAUCAAUGUUAAACUUUUAGAUAUUCAAUUUUUUGGAGAACAAGUUUGGAAUGUUACUGCAUUAAAAAAGAAAGAUUUUUUAAGUGUCUCACAAUUUGAGUUAUUAUGUCUGAAUUUUCAAGAAAAAUUAAAACAAUCAAUUCAAAAGUCCAUCAUUAUGGAUAGCAAGAUAUUAAAUUUUCAACCAAAAAGUGUAUAUAAUUCAGGUAAUUAUGGCAUUGGAACAUUGACGACACAAAUUCCCGUACCAACUACCAAUCUUAAUUGGUUAUGUUUAAAAGGUAUUAAGUCAUCAUCAAUCCAACUAAAUUUCACUACGUUUGAUAAAAAAGGUUUGGUAUCAAAGGGUGAACUUAAAGAUCAAAUAUCUAAUUAUGGAAUGCUGCUUCCUUCCUUAGAUGAAAGACCAUUAGAAUCCAUGGAAAGAAUAACCUGUACAUUCGAAAAUGAUACCCUAAGUUUUACGUAUAAAUAUCCAAAUUACCUGAAAAAGAAUUUCAAAGAAGAUCCCAAGGAACUUGAUUUAUGGAAACAAUCCAAUCUUGAAAUAACAUUAGCAAAUGACACCAAGAAUCGUUCUGAUUAUAGAGGAUAUAUUAUUGUAUCAAACCAUAAAAGCCACAAUUUCAGACAACUCGACAUAUCAUAUUCUCAUGAUUUUACUUAUAAAUCCAAGUCUAGUCCAUCUAAUUCUACAUUAGAAUUCCCCAAAGAACCCAUUAUAUAUGCUGCUAGUGCCUAUUUUCAUAAGGAUUAUAAACGUCCAACUUGGAAAGACAUAUUAAAUUCUGAUGCAGAGAUACCUGAUAAGCCAAAUGAUUGUUUUAAUUUAGAAGAAGAUGAAACAUACAAACAACGUGCCUGGUGGGUUCAUAAUCAUGCAUUAAAAGUGAAGAAAUUAUUAGAUUUAGCUAUAUCAGGUCAUGAACCUUGUGGCUUUACGCUACCCAAAUUUGAAAACGAUAUAUUGCUGGUAACAACUGAAUAUAAUAUCUAUCUUGUCAAACCAUCACCAUUAAUUAUCACUUCGUACACAGUCAAUGAAAUAUUCCCACUAGAAAAUGCAUCCAUAUGUUCAGAAAUUAUAGCCGCUGGUUUUCUUAAUAGAAUAAACUUUGUUUGUCAUAUUAAAGAAUUAAAUUGUAUUGCAGUUGCUUCGCAGGUCGGGCUUGUAUCUCUAUUGCGAUUAACAGAAUUUAGAGGAAUCUAUUCCUUUAGACAAGAGUACAUAUUAGGAUGGAAGUAUCAAAAUCCCUAUGAGGAUAAUAAUCUCCUUUGCAAUAGAUAUUAUAUAACUGGGGAAAAUAUUUCACCAUGCCUACACGAUGACACAUUAUUACCAUUAGCAUUUAUUAUUGGCAUGGAUUAUACGUACUUUCCUGAAAAUAAAUCGGCUGGUGUAAGUGAAUAUGUCGAACUUAUUGUUACAAGUCGUUGUAAUAAACAAAAAUUCAAGAUAUUUGCAGGAGAGACUAUUGGUGAAAAAUAA
This is a messenger RNA of Arxiozyma heterogenica, 2784 nucleotides long. It is a transcript of the gene CRT10, whose product is annotated as Crt10p. Bases 1 to 2784 code for a protein of 927 amino acids. The record is from RefSeq and is a predicted model, not a curated record. The transcript has a single exon. NCBI's taxonomy places the organism in Eukaryota, Fungi, Ascomycota, Saccharomycetes, Saccharomycetales, Saccharomycetaceae.